CAAUUUAUUUCGAAACACUUCAAUCCUAUCAAGGGAUUAUUUAUUUCUGAGUUCCGAUUCUCAGUUAAAAUGGCCCUCGAAUUUUGGCAAAUUGUCGAUUGGAACCACGUGGCUUUCCACUUGUGGACUUUAUUUGGUCUUGUGUCUAUUGCAAUGACUAUGUUCGUGUGUGGCAAAUCGAAGAAGAAUAAGCCCGCUCGUUCCGUGGCUUCAUCUGCCGAGCCUCCACCACCACCACCGCCAGCUCCGAAGGUUCCUGAGCCACCGAAAGCUCCACCACCAGUCGAUGACGUGAAGAAGAUUGAAGAGAAGGAAGUGGAAAAGAAACCCGACGAGCCCGCGAAAUCCAAAAAGAGUGAAAAGAAGGAGAAGUCCAAGAAUGAGGGAAGCAAGAAGGAGGAGAGUAAGGAUAAAGAAAAGUCAAAAAAGUCGGAGGAUAAAAAGUCGGAAGAUCCGAAGAAGGAAGACGCUAAGAAGCCAGAUGUCAAAGGAAAGGAUACUUUCAAAAAGCCAGUCGAUGAAUCUGCGGUUGCUCCUAAAAAGGAUCCUAAUUAUCAGACUCUGGUCGGAUUGAACAAUGAUCUCUUCGGACCGGACAAAAACCCGAAAAAGCAGUUCAAAGCCCCCACAAAAGUUGAAAAAGCUGAUGUGAAAGAUCCUCAAUAUGAGACAUUGAAUGGAUUGGGUGAAGAAAUGUUCAAGGAUGAGAAGAAAGAUGAUGAAGGAAAAAAGAAGGAGUUCAAGCAACCGGAUAAAGUGCAGAAAGCUGAUGCAAAGGAUCCACAGUAUGAGACUUUGAAUGAAGUUGAUAAGGGAAUCUUUAAUAAUGAGGAGAAGAAAAGUGAGAAGAAGGAUGCAGAGAAAAAGGAUGACAAAGAGGAGAAGAAGAGUGAGAAGAAAUCGGAAAUGAAAUAAUUUUUGUAACUCGAAUAAAAUGUUUCAUAAAAUUAUUUUGGCGCGCAAGA
Molecule: messenger RNA, 965 nt
Organism: Caenorhabditis elegans
Lineage: Eukaryota; Metazoa; Nematoda; Chromadorea; Rhabditida; Rhabditidae
Gene: F47B3.4
Product: DUF236 domain-containing protein
Exons: 4
Coding region: 70-915 (281 amino acids)
Source: RefSeq, marked reviewed